GAGCCAAUCACUCUCCUCCAAAUUCGAAUGUCAUGCGGAUUUCGCGUGACUCCGGACACUUCUCGUCCCCGGUGAGCAUGCCAUCAUCCUUGAUCGGCCGUGAGGGCAGUAUUGGCACAUUCCAAAGCUGUUCUCUUGACGUGCCUCUCGUGAGCAAAUAACAUGUCGAUACGUGAAUAGCUCUGUACGACGGCAGUAGCGUUGCACCCAUUGUUUUUCCAUCUUCUCUCUCUCUCCUCCUGGACUUCAAGACUUCGCUCAACCUUUCGUAAACCCAUGGUGAAGAUUCGAGGAGAAAAUCAUUCGUUUUUUUUAAUCAGAGUACUCCAUCAUCUCAUAUCCACCCCCAAUAUAUCCGGUUUCAGUGUCAUAAUCAACUUCUUAUGAUUACAAAAGUUUAUCCAUCACUCGUUCGUAUUGUCACAUCAUUAUUCACUUGGAGCUCUCGGCCGGCAAAGUACGCAGUAAGCACCUGCUAAAAAUACCCUCCUGCCGACCUACAUUCGUUCUUCUCGAAAAAACAUUCAUCAAUCAGUACAUGGACUUCUGUAACGCCGCCACCUCCUCUUGACUUUGGUCGACCCAGGAACCAACCCACAACACUCAGCAGGGAUAACAAAACAAUCCCUCUACUCCGUGCAAACAAAAUAACUUUGGCCACUGUUUGACCGCCAUCACUCAUUAUGUCUCCUCCUAGGCGACUUGAUCAUAGUGAAUCACAUAGAUCUCACCACUAUCGAAACAAUUCGCGGCGCGCACAAGUUCAAGAUGAAGAAACUGUCUAUUAUACUCUACCCCCAGCUUCGCCUACACAUGAAAGUCGACCUUCGAAAUCUUCCUUCGCCGACACAGCAUCAUCUCCAAUGACUCCGACAAUGUCUCGGGAACCAAUCUCGCCAUCGCGAAAUACCACACCUGCGACGGCGAUGUCGAGAAAGCGAAGUCUUAUUCGCCCAGAACGUAAUAGAAUCGAUGAAAACCAUCCCAACUACCAUUAUCGCCAACAUGCCGCCAAUAUGGACACCCAACCUUCAACGACUGGCAACAAUCCCAUAAUGGAAGAUAUAGAGGCAGAUGCUGCGAAUACAGACACUUCGGGGCUUCGAUCGUCGGGGGAAGCGGAAUCUGAUAUUGCACCACCCGUAAAGCGGCCCACCCGCGGUCAUGGAGCCGGACCAGGAGAUCUCGCCUCGAACGAAAAGGCUGGAUUUGCUUCAAAGUCUCGAGGAGGAAAUAAAUUGAAGAGGGAGAGGGUGCCAAAAAUGUCCAAGGAGGAGAAGGAAAGGCAAAAGGCUCUCGACACUGUCAAACCACCUAGUCUUUGGAAUGUUUAUUGCGCCAUUGUGACCUUCUGGUGCCCUGGUUUUGUUCUCAAGUGUUUCGGCUUCAGUUCUAAAGCACAGCAAAGAGCUUGGAGAGAAAAGAUGGGUUUGAUCAGCAUUAUUCUCUCUAUCAUGGCAGUUGUAGGAUUCUUGACAUUUGGAUUUACUGCAACAGUGUGUGGGACGGGUUCAGGUCUGCGAUUACAAGUCAACCAUGUGGAUUCUGGAUAUAUGAUCUUCCACGGUAACGCGUAUGAUCUUUCGAAAUCUGAACAUCCCGCUGCAACAGGCAUCACAAAUGGGGCAAACGUUCUGUAUGAUUUGCCCCAAAAGUAUGGGGGUAUGGACGGAAGUUUCUUGUUCCAAAAUGUCAAUGGCAAAUGCAAAGGUUUAAUCACUUUAGCUGAUGGAUCGGACGUUCCAACCAAUUCUGACAAAGAUCUUGCAUGGUACUUCCCUUGCCAUGCAUUCAAUCAAGAUGGUUCGAGCUCUCCAAAUGAGACAGUUGGUGCCUAUUUUGGGUACGCGUGCCAUUUGCAGGCAGAUGCUCGCUCAUCGUUCUACGGACUCAAUAGUGCUGGAGCUGUCUAUUUUACCUGGGAUGACAUCAAGAAUUCUUCAAGGAACCUUAUGGUUUACUCUGGUAACGUUCUUGACUUAGACCUCCUUAAAUGGUUCAACACUACUCAAGUUUCCGUUCCAUCCAGGUUUAGCACCCUUUCCGACCAUACUUCCGCCGCCAACGCCGCUGUACGCGGUAGAGAUGUUACGCACGCCUUCCAAUCUUCAGAGGACAGGAAGAUUGCUCAAUGUCUCGAGCAAAUCAUUAAAGUUGGAAGUGUUGAUACCAAAACCGUUGGAUGUAUCGCUUCCCAAGUAGUCCUUUACGUCUCGUUGGCAUUCAUUGUUGCCAUUGUUCUAGUUAAGUUCGUCUUAGCUUUGAUAUUUCAAUGGUUCAUUGCCUCGAAAUACGCUGCAUCAAAGACUUCCCAAUCAUCUGACCCUAAGAAGCGUCAACAACAAAUUGAGGAAUGGUCCGAUGAUAUCUACCGGGCUCCUCCAAGAAUGGCCGGUGAUAUUGGUAGCUCCGCCGCAGGAUCUGGAUCUGACAGGACAAGCAAACGAGCCAGUGUGUUCUUGCCAACGACAUCUCGUUUCUCAAAUCCUUAUGCCGCUGCCGAUCGAUCAUCUCGCGUUGGACGCCCUCAGCCUACAACCAUGGCAAGUCAAGCCUCAACAGCUCAAUUGAUUCCUCCAAACCCUAUGUUCCGAAAUCAAAACAAUAGCCGAAACAGCCUUUUGCGAACCGACAAUGCAAACGAUCUCGAUGGGGCGGGUCCCACUAGCUUUAUUCAUGAUCUAGUAGUUCCUCAACCACCAAAGGAAUGGGAACCAUACGGUUUCCCUUUGGCUCAUGCAAUUCUUCUCGUGACUGCCUACUCUGAAGGUGAACUUGGUAUUCGUACGACCCUCGACUCUAUCGCUACGACUGAUUAUCCUAAUAGUCACAAAACCAUUCUGGUUAUUUGUGAUGGUAUUAUUAAGGGUGAAGGUGAACCAAAGGCAACACCAGAAAUUGUUCUUGGCAUGAUGAAAGAUUUUGUCACUCCUGUUGAUGAAGUUCCUGCGUACUCCUACGUAGCGGUUGAAAGAGGAUCAAAGAGACAUAACAUGGCCAAAGUAUACGCUGGAUUCUACGAUUACGGUGCAGAUUCGACUAUCAACGUAAACAGACAACUCCGAGUUCCAAUGGUGUGUAUCGUAAAGUGUGGUACUCCGGAUGAGGCCACACACCGCAAACCUGGAAAUAGAGGAAAGCGUGACAGUCAAAUCAUCUUGAUGUCUUUCUUGCAGAAAGUCAUGUUUGAUGAACGUAUGACUGAACUCGAGUUUGAAAUCUUUAAUGGAUUCUAUCAAAUCAGCGGCAUCUUUCCGGAUAUGUAUGAGGUUGUUCUUAUGGUCGACGCAGAUACGAAGGUUUUCCCAGACAGUUUGACACACAUGGUAUCGGCAAUGGUCAAAGAUCCUGAAAUUAUGGGACUUUGCGGAGAGACAAAGAUUGCGAACAAACGCGCCAGUUUUACAACCGCGAUACAAGUUUUCGAGUACUUCAUUUCUCAUCACUCCGUCAAAUCCUUCGAAUCGAUUUUCGGUGGUGUAACUUGUCUCCCUGGUUGUUUCUCCAUGUAUAGAAUCAAGGCUCCAAAGGGUGGUAACUAUUGGGUACCUAUUUUAGCCAAUCCUGAUGUCGUCGAACAUUACUCCGAUAACGUAGUAGACACGCUACACAAGAAGAACUUGCUACUUUUGGGAGAGGAUCGAUACCUCUCAACACUUAUGCUUCGAACAUUCCCCAAACGUAAACAAGUAUUUGUCCCACAAGCUGUUUGCAAGACUCAAGUACCAGACUCUCUUUGGAUUCUCAUGUCACAAAGACGUAGAUGGAUCAACAGUACUGUCCACAAUUUGAUGGAACUGGUUUUGGUUAGAGAUCUUUGUGGUACCUUCUGCUUCAGUAUGCAAUUUGUCGUCUUUAUCGAUCUCGUCAGUACUCUGGUUCUUCCAGCCGCUAUUGCUUUCACAAUCUACGUCGUAAUAAUUUCGAUCAUUCGUCGCCCUGUCCAAGUCAUUCCACUCGUACUUUUAGCAUUCAUCCUUGGUCUACCAGCAGUUUUGAUUGUUGUAACAGCUCAUCGUUGGGUCUACAUUCUUUGGAUGAUGAUUUAUCUUGUCUCAUUGCCAAUUUGGAAUUUCUUGCUCCCAGCAUAUGCCUUUUGGAAAUUCGAUGAUUUCUCCUGGGGAGAUACUCGUAAGACUGCUGGUGAAAAGACUAAGAAGGCGGGUAUUGAAUACGAGGGAGAAUUCGAUAGUUCAAAGAUUACCAUGAAGCGAUGGAAGGAGUUUGAAAGAGAAAGAAUAAUAAGGAGUAACCCAAGCUGGGUUGACUCAAAUACUUCGUUGAACAAAGAGAAUCACCGUUGGCAGCAACAUCAAUAUGAUGAUUACGCUGACAGUUGAGAAGGUGGUUUGGAUAACGUUAUUCUGAUGGAAAGUAUUGAAUCGGAAUUAAAUGGGAUUGAUUAGACUUUGCUCGUUUGUUUAUUAUUGAGCGUACAUAAUGCAUCGCGUGGUUGGAAAGAGGACUGAAAAACCCCCUGAUUGUUUAGGGUCCGGGCGGUAGUAUAGUCAGUCUCCCUUCUUGAAAAAAGAAGGCGUAAUGUUAACUUGUUUUGUAAUCGUGGUACUUGGGUGCCUACAUACAUACCUAUCUUUGGUAGGUGGGUUGUAUAAUGCAUCUUUUUUUCCUUUCUUGAUUGAGGCUGUGGAUUAUACACGUUGUUAUGAGUUAUGGGUAGUGGUUUGGGAGAUGGGAACUAUGUAACGUUUGCAUGAAUGUGAGGGGUGAAGUGUGAAGAAGGGGGGGAUUAAUUAUAUUAAUUAUUGAUUCUUUUUAUUUUCAAUUUGGUUUCGAAUGGAAAGUUAUAUUCAUUGUUAUUUUCUGAUUGAUUGAUUCCAGUAUUGAUUCAUUCUCGAUGUAAAAUUCAGUCAUUCAAUUGCGCAAAAAGAGCACUCAACCAUAGAAGGGGGGUGUUGGAAGUCACGUGUGUAUUCACUAGUCCGGCCUUGAUAUAAGCAGGCUAGUAUAAUCCCUUAAUAGAGUUUACUCUUAGCUGCAACCUUUAUUGAUAUACAUAUACUUGAUCCACAUUCAACAACGGUAUUGUAACUAUAUCUACACUAAUAUCUAUUCCUUUUUCGGU
Botrytis cinerea B05.10 is the source of this 5083-nucleotide messenger RNA. RefSeq names its product BcCHSIV (gene BcCHSIV). The record is from RefSeq and is a predicted model, not a curated record. Bases 684 to 4340 code for a protein of 1218 amino acids. NCBI's taxonomy places the organism in Eukaryota, Fungi, Ascomycota, Leotiomycetes, Helotiales, Sclerotiniaceae. The transcript has 3 exons. Gene Ontology annotation, molecular function: chitin synthase activity. Gene Ontology annotation, cellular component: cell periphery; cell septum.